Molecule: messenger RNA, 1514 nt
Organism: Antrostomus carolinensis (chuck-will's-widow)
Lineage: Eukaryota; Metazoa; Chordata; Aves; Caprimulgiformes; Caprimulgidae
Gene: DHX35
Product: DEAH-box helicase 35
Exons: 12
Cellular component (GO): intracellular anatomical structure; catalytic step 2 spliceosome
Molecular function (GO): RNA binding; helicase activity
Source: RefSeq, a predicted model, not a curated record
GAGGAAGUGGAGACUGUUGUUUCUAUGCUCAUCGAACAGGCUCGAGCCCUUUCUCGCACUGGAAUGAAAAAGCACCUCCGUGUUCUCCCCAUGUAUGCUGGCCUGCCUUCUCCUGACCAAAUGAAGGUGUUUGAGAGAGUUUCUCACAGUGUCAGGAAGGUGAUAGUAGCCACCAACAUUGCAGAGACAUCCGUCACAAUUCACGGAAUUGCAUUUGUAAUUGAUUGUGGUUUUGUGAAGCUUCGGGCCUAUAACCCCAAAACAGCCAUCGAAUGCCUUGUGGUGGUGCCAGUGUCUAAAGCUUCAGCUAAUCAGAGAGCAGGACGUGCGGGUCGGAACCGCUCCGGAAAAUGCUACAGACUUUAUACAGAGGAGGACUUUGAGAAGUUGCCCAAGUCCACUGUUCCUGAGAUGCAGCGCAGUAACCUUGCACCCGUCAUCUUGCAGCUGAAGGCUUUGGGAAUUGACAAUGUGCUCAGGUUCCCCUUUCUUUCCCCACCUCCUGCACAAUCAAUGGUGCAAGCUUUAGAAUUGCUGUAUGCUUUAGGAGGUUUGGAUAUGCACUGCCGUUUAACAGAGCCUCUUGGAAUGAGAAUAGCAGAGUUUCCUUUGAAUCCUAUGUUUGCAAAGAUGCUUCUGGAAUCAGGAAAUUUUGGCUGCUCCCAGGAGAUUUUGACAAUUGCUGCCAUGAUGCAAAUUCAAAACAUCUUUGUGAUCCCUCCAAAUCAAAAAGCUCAGGCUGCCAGGCAACACAGGAAGUUUGCUGUGGAAGAAGGUGAUCAUCUCACUAUGCUUAAUGUUUAUGAAGCCUUUGUCCAACACAGCAAGAGCUCUCAGUGGUGUCAGGAACACUUUCUGAACUACAAAGGGCUUGUUAGAGCUUCUGUUGUAAGAGAACAGCUGAAAAAGCUUCUCGUCCGCUUUAAAGUGCCAAAGAAGUCCAGUGAAGGUGAUCCAGAUCCUGUUUUGAGAUGCAUAGUUUCUGGGUUCUUUGCUAACGCUGCUAAAUUCCACUCUACUGGAGCUUACAGGACUAUCCGUGAUGACCAUGAACUUCAUAUCCACCCCACUUCAGUGUUGUAUGCAGAGAAACCUCCACGCUGGGUGGUCUACAAUGAAGUCAUACAGACCACUAAAUAUUACAUGAGAGAUGUGACUGCUGUUGAAUCUGCGUGGCUCUUGGAACUGGCACCUCAUUUUUACCAGCAAGGAACGCAUCUUUCCUUGAAAGCAAAAAGGGCUAAAGUAGAUGACCACUGACUGGACGUGACUUAAGUCUUGUGACAGCAAAUGCAGAACCUUCUGGUGAUUUCAAGCUGGCUGCAGUCCAUUCAGCAGUCAGUUCAUUAGCAAUUUCAUCUUACAUCAACUUAAAUGUUUAAAUGCCUGCCAAGAUCCAUAGGGGUUUAUGCAUGACCAGUACAUUGUAAACCUAUGUAGAGCUUGCAUUGUGGACACUUGAUUCUUUGCCUACUUGACCACUGUUAACCUGGGUAUGUUGCUCCUUUUAAAUA